AUGCAUAUUGGAUAUGGUUCACAAUUUUAUUCUUAUCAUGAUCAAUUUUUUUCUACUAAAAAACAAAUGAUUGACCAUAUUUUAGAAGAUCAUAAAAAUAUGCAAUUUGAUAGUUUAUAUAUUCAAUAUAUUAAUUCAAUAUAUAAUGGUGAAAUUUUCUUUGAAAAAAAUAUGCCUAGAUAUGAAAGAAUUAUAGGAAAAAGAAAAGAAAUGUAUCAAUGUAAUGGCAAAAACUUCAAUUCAUUUUUACAAGCAAUAGAUGGAUGUUCUAAAAAUAUUAAUAGUAUCAGUAAACUUACAACAAAGCCGGUUAUUAUCAAUACAAACAAAAAUGAUAUUAAUCAUAUAAAUGAUGGAAUUAAUUUCAGUAAAAAAAUUUGGUAUAAGAUUUGGAAUGGUUGUGGUUAUCAAUGUUAUUCAAAAAAUAACUUUCAAAUUAUGAAAUUUAACUUUUUAAAAGAAAUAAAUGAAUAUAGAUAUGCACAUGGAUGUGGUAGAUUAAUGGAAAAUUUAAAACUUUCAAUGCACAUUCAAAUGAUUGCAGAAAAAAUUGCUAGAAUGUAUAGAAAGGGAGAAAAAAUUAACUUAAACAAUUCUGCUAUAGUAAAUCUAAUGAAUGCACCAUUAUUAAUUAAAACUUGGUAUGAUGAAAAUAAGUAUUAUAAUUAUGAAAGUAAUUAUUUAAAUCAAAAAGCAAUACAUUUUACAUCACUUAUUUGGAUGAGGACAAGGUAUAUUGGUUUUGGCAUUACUAAGGUAAAUGAAAUGUUAGUUAUUACAAUUAUGUAUGAACCACUUCCAAAUAUUCCUAAUUUAUUUACCAAAAAUAUUUUUAGGAGAAAAAUUUAA
This is a messenger RNA of Strongyloides ratti, 849 nucleotides long. Its product is annotated as CAP domain-containing protein. Lineage: Eukaryota; Metazoa; Nematoda; Chromadorea; Rhabditida; Strongyloididae. Bases 1 to 849 code for a protein of 282 amino acids. The record is from RefSeq and is a predicted model, not a curated record. The transcript is spliced from 3 exons.